AUGCACACUGCUCUGCGAGGUGCGAUGCUCGCGACAGUGGAAAUGCGACCUUUGUUGAAGACGAAGGGGGAAGCAGGUUCAAUCGUCACAAUGGCCCGCCGUCCAGCCCGUUGCUACCGCUACUGCAAGAACAAGCCCUACCCCAAGAGCAGGUUCAACCGUGGUGUACCAGAUGCCAAGAUCCGCAUCUUCGACCUCGGUCGCAAGAAGGCCAACGUAGACGACUUCCCGCUCUGCAUCCACUUGGUCUCCAACGAGUACGAGCAGCUGUCCUCGGAAGCGCUCGAGGCCGCCCGUAUUUGCGCCAACAAGUACCUUGUCAAGGUCGCCGGAAAGGAAGGUUUCCACAUGCGCGUCCGUGUCCACCCGUACCACGUCGUCCGCAUCAACAAGAUGUUGUCGUGCGCUGGUGCCGAUAGAUUGCAGACGGGUAUGCGUGGAGCUUUCGGUAAGCCCAACGGGCUUGUCGCUCGUGUCAACAUUGGCCAGAUCCUCAUGUCCGUCCGGACGAGGGACUCGCACCGCGCCACUGCCCUUGAGGCUCUGAGGCGAUGCCAGUACAAGUUCCCCGGUCGCCAGAAGAUCAUCGUCUCCAAGAACUGGGGCUUCACCCCCCUCAAGCGCGAGGAGUACGUCGAGCAGCGCCAGGCCGGAAAGGUCAAGAUCGACGGUGCUUACGUCCAGUUCCUCCGCAACAAGGGCAACCUUGCCGACAACAUCCGCCGCUUCCCCACUGCCUUUGAGCAGACUGCUUAA
Molecule: messenger RNA, 756 nt
Organism: Plenodomus lingam JN3
Lineage: Eukaryota; Fungi; Ascomycota; Dothideomycetes; Pleosporales; Leptosphaeriaceae
Source: RefSeq, a predicted model, not a curated record